This is a messenger RNA of Arctia plantaginis, 897 nucleotides long. The record is from the annotation of a GenBank genome assembly. Lineage: Eukaryota; Metazoa; Arthropoda; Insecta; Lepidoptera; Erebidae.
AUGGCUGUAACAAGUGCAAGGAGUAUUGUGGAUUUGAAGGAGAAAGGGCAAAUUUUCAACAGGGAAAAUGCCAGGAAUAACAAAUAUACGCUCGCCGACGAGCUGCCGUCGCAACUGUCGGAACUCAAUCUGCGGAGUAUGUCGCAGCCCUCCUACACCAUCUGCACUAUCACAGACAACCUUAACGAUAAACAGCGAAUGCUUAAGUUUUUGAGAAGGUUCUUUUUCCGGGACGAACCUAUGAACUUGGCAGUGAACUUAUUAGAAACACCAGAGUCGGUAUGCUCAGAACUCGAAGAGUAUGUAGCUAGUUCACUAGAAGACGGAGUGUCUGUAGCAGCAGUUGAUGAGGAUGGAGAGUACGUUGGUGUCAUCGUCAACGGCAUCGUCAGAAAGGAGGAAGUUGACUACACAGAUAAAUCGGCUGACUGUCCGAAUCCUAAGUUUAGGCAAAUCCUCCGAGUGCUAGGCUACCUUGACCGUGAGGCUAAAAUGUGGGAGAAAUUACCAAAAGACUGCGACACUGUGCUUGAAGUGAGAAUCGCUUCAACACACAGCGAGUGGAGAGGACGCGGCCUCAUGAGGGUACUAUGCGCGGAAUCUGAACGUCUAGCCAGAUCAAACGGUGCAGGCGCUAUGAGAAUGGACGCCACAUCAGCAUUUUCAGCUGCGGCGGCCGAACGGCUAAAUUACAAGAAGAUCUUCUCAGUGAGACGUCUAGCCAGAUCAAACGGUGCAGGCGCUAUGAGAAUGGACGCCACAUCAGCAUUUUCAGCUGCGGCGGCCGAACGGCUAAAUUACAAGAAGAUCUUCUCAGUGAGGUACUCCGACUUGGACUUCGCACCACAGCCUGAAGAGCCACACGUUGAGGCUAGGGUCUAUAUCAAAGAACUUUAA